CCGAUAGGGAGGAUUGCCAUAGGCGCCAUUUUCUCUAGAUACGCCUCUGGGCAAGGCUCCCCAGCUUUGAUAGCCUGAAGACCUACGUACGAAGUCGAGUACUUUACGGUAGCACUUCAACAUUGUAACGAGUCGAGCACUUUAACAGUUUAAUGAGGACCUAUAUCGUGCAACCUCGGUCCCUACGCAAGCUGAUCAAAGUACUCACCUAACCUCGUACUAACCGAAGCCAGUCAUGCCUGACUUCUGUGUUCUACUUCUAUGAUCAGUACACUACGGGACACUACUUAAAAAGCAAAUACAUGCCGAACUCUUAUGUAUGUCAAACUAUUAUGUCUGUCGAAAUAUUAUGUUUAAUUAUUAAUAACCUUUCUUCAUUUUACGUGCAAAUUAAGUCGGGUUUUUUUUAGAUGGUGCUACAAACUAUGCCUGACAAAAGUUAUCAAUGGAUUUACUGGACAUUGUGGAUUUUGAUUCUCUUGGCACAAGACUCUGAUCGCUCAAGCGAUAAGUGUAAUUCCUGACCCAGGCGAAGUGAUCUAACACACGAAUCAAAUAAAGUGGGAAUGACCCUUUAAAUUGCAUGUACUUUCUUACUCUACUACAAAAGCUGUAAGCAAAAUUUGCAAGAGAUUUGAAAUUAUUGUUAAUUGGUUUCAUGGACGAAUUUCAAAAUUCUUUUGAUUUCGAAUUUUGAAUCUAAUUUUUGAAGUUCCUAUUCGAAAUUAUCUUAAUUUGUUUUUUAGAUUUGAAGUAAUUAAAAAUUAUGGCGGAACUUAUUGAAUCUUCUUCUGAUAGAGUUCAUGCUGCUUCAGGAUCAUCUUCUGAAAAGCCUUUUGAAAAGGAGUUUCAAUUUUUGCAUCCUAAUGCAAUAGAUGAGACAAGAAGAAACUAUAGAGCACAUCCUAAACAGUGGUCAUCGUCAAGCUCCAACUCAAUUUCUACUCAAAUUCAAAUGCACUGUGCUACUCCUCCACCGAACAGGAUUAUAAUAGGAAAUGAGACCUCAGUCUCUAAGUCAUCAACUACACCUCAAUCUUGUUUGAAUACAAGAAUAUUAGCUAUUGUUGAAGGAAGAGGCAAAGCUAGAGGUGAAAUUGGAAUGGCGUGUAUUGAUGUAAAAAAUCCAGUCUUAAUUCUUUCUCAAUUUGCUGAUACCCCAGCUUAUAUUCGUCUUGCAGUACAACUCAAUGUGUUUAAUCCCUUGGAGGUAAUUUUGUCAAGUACCAUUCUAGAAUCUGGGGCAAAAAGUAAACUUAUUUGUAGAAUUCAAGAGCUUUUUCCCGAAAUCUCAAUCGUUACCGUCCAGCGAAAAUAUUUCAAUGAAACAAGAGGCCUGCAGUACAUUCAAGAGCUUUGUGCACCAGAAUAUAAAGCUGUGGAAAUUGAAGUUAGUCCUAAGUAUUAUUGUUUAGCUGCAAGUGCUGCUUUGUUAAAAUAUGUUGAAUUUAAACAAAAUAUGACUUACGCUUUGAAUUCUUUGAAAAUUAUUUACUGUACCAGCGCAGACACUACCAUGAUAAGUACAACAACAGCCCGCUGCCUGGAAUUGGUGACCAAUGAAAUGGGAAGAAAGGAACAUUGUUUCUAUAGUGUUUUAAACCACACUCUCACUCCAGGCGGUGAUCGCAUGCUUAGAGCUAAUAUUUUACAGCCUCCUUGUGAUUUUGACACCAUAAAUACACGUCUGGAAUGCAUAUCUGAACUAAUUCAAGAAGAAGAAUUAUUUUACAGCUUAAAGUCCGUAAUCAGCAAGUUUGUCGACACUGAGCAGUUCCUUUCAUUGUGUGUACAAAUUUCCAAGGAAGAUAAUGUUCGCAAUUGUGAACAAAAAAUUGCCAAUGUCAUAAAUUUAAAAUACUCUCUGGAACUUGUGAAGCCUUUGUCACAUUGUCUUUCUUCCUAUAAGAAUACUCUAUUCCAAACCUACUAUGAAGCUUUAUCUGAUGAAAGAUUUGCUGAUCUCCAACUGAAGAUUGGUUUAGUUAUCCACAAAGAUGCUCGUUGGGAGAAAGGUGUUCUCAAUAUGCACAUGCAAAAAUGUUUUGCUGUUAAACCUAAUAUUAAUGGCCUACUUGAUGUGGCUCGAAGGGCUUAUUGCGAAUCAGUGAAUGAUGUUUCAGAUAUUGUGCAGCAACUAGAGGCCCAGUAUAGCCUACCCUUACAAGUUGGAUACAAUUCUCUAAGAGGGUUUUUUAUUCAAAUACCUCUAAAAAAUUUUCCUGCUUCAAAAGAAUUGCCAACAAUUUUCCUGAAAGUUAAUAAAUAUAAAAACUAUAUUACAUGCACUACUGAAGAUUUGAUUAAAUUGAAUGAUCGUAUUCAGGAAUCUUUGCAUGAAAUUUAUCUCAUGAGUGACUUAAUCAUAAAUGAAGUUUUAAAUGAAAUUCGAGAUCACAUUGGUUGUCUAUACAAUUUGACUGAGGCUGUAUCAUCCAUUGAUUUCCUUUUGUCCCUUGCUCAUGUUUGCACUCUUUCUGAUCAUGUUCGCCCUAACUUCUCCAAUACCUUAGCAAUCAAGAAUGGAAGACAUCCUGUAGUUGAAAAAGUAAUAGGGACCACUUUUGUUCCAAAUGAUGUAUUCUUGUGUGAAGAAAUGAACUUCAUUAUUCUUACAGGAGCUAAUAUGAGCGGAAAAAGUACCUUUCUAAAGCAAGUGUGCCUACUUCAAAUAAUGGCUCAAAUGGGCUCUUAUGUUCCUGCUGAAUUUGCCAACUUUCGAAUAGCCGAUCAAAUCUUGACUUUAUUUGGUGAAGGCAGUGACAUAGAGAAGAAUUAUUCUACAUUUAUGCUCCAGAUGAAGGAGACCAGUCACAUUUUAAAGAAUGCCACUGAAAAAUCCUUAGUUCUUUUGGAUGAACCUGGGAAAGGUACUAAGCGUGAGGAAGGAUAUGCUAUAGCGUUUGCUAUUUGUGAAGAACUGCUGAAGACAAAGGCAUUUGUGUUCUGCUCUACACAUUUCUCUCAGCUGACUCAACUUUCUGACAUGUACCCUAACAUUGAAAACUACCAUUUUAAUGUUGAUUUAGUAGUAAAUGAAGAAGAGGGGUGCGUCUGCAACUUUACUUACAAGUUGAUCGCUGGUUCUUGUAAGGAAAAAUAUUACGGAAUUAAAUUAGCAGAACUGUCUGGAUUGCCGGAAUGUGUCUUAAAAGAGGCCCAUGAACUGGUACAAGCAUCACCAGAAGUGGAAGCCAGUAAAAAUGAAAAAGUAUUUCCCUGUAAGGAAAAUCGAGAGGAAAUCAAGUUAGCGAUUCAUCUCAUCAAUCUCGCACAGGAGUGCAAUUUGGAAGAAGACAAGCUGAAAGAUCACCUACGUGCACUGCAAUCUCAAUUUUUGUCACCAUCCUCACAGUCAGACGCAUUGGUAAAUCCUUAACAUGCCAAAUAACUUUGUGACAAGCUUUUUUUUUCCUAUUUAAUGUCCGUCGUUCUAUUCCUAAUGACUAUUUCAACACUUAAAAAGAAACUAUUUUUUGUGUACAUUUAUGUUCUUAUUUUAGAUUUAUCUUAACUUGGUAUUUCAAAGAUCUAAUAUUUUAUACCUGGUUUAAAAAAAUAAUGUUACCUACUUUUUUUUUAAUUAACCCUUUAUAUAUUGAGUCGCUGGAUAAAAUUUUAUGAAAAUUUCCCUGCUACUGCAGGGUUGCCACUCUGCAGAGAAAACCUGGAAAAUACAGGGAGUUUAAAAAUCGUCUAAAAUAGCAGGGAUAAUGCAAGGAAUUUUGAGGUUUUCCUUGCAAACUGGGAAAAUACAGGGAAUUUUGUUUCGCAUUUCCGUCUUUUGAAAAAUAGUGACCAUUCAAAGUUCAAUCUAUAGGGUAUUUCGGCUAUUUUAAACUAGUUCAUUUACUAUAGCAUUAUUAUUAAGUAUGUUCAGCUGUUCUUUAAGUUUUUUCAGCAAUUAUAACUAGUAUAGUUAGCCCAAUAUUGCACAUACACGAGCGCAGUAAUUGUUAUGUUUCCUCUUAAUAUAUCGUGUAUAAUAUGUACAUGGAAAACACAGGGAAUUUUUUUCUCCAGAUUUGAGUAGCAACCGGGUACUGUCUCGUUGAACGAGUAACAUGGGGGUAAUUUUUGAUGCAGGAAAAGCCAAAAUAUACCCACAAAGGGUUAACUUAGAUUUUAAACUGCAUUUAUUACAGAAUUGUUUCAAUUCUGUGCUUUUAAUAUCUAUGUUCAAAAUUAAAAGUAGUUCUAAAAAUGUUAUUUGGCUUUUCAUUAAAUAAGUAUUAAAUCAUUUCCACUUUAAUUAAUUUAGUUUUUUUUUUUUUUUUAAAUUAAAUUAAAUCAUAUUUGUUGGGAAACAUGUUUUUAUUUCCAGGUGCAAAAAGUUCAGUUAAAUGUCUAAAUUUUUCAUAUAAUAUAUAAAUAAUAGAAU
This is a messenger RNA of Parasteatoda tepidariorum (common house spider), 4381 nucleotides long. The record is from RefSeq and is a predicted model, not a curated record. Lineage: Eukaryota; Metazoa; Arthropoda; Arachnida; Araneae; Theridiidae.